Messenger RNA from Akanthomyces muscarius, 1500 nucleotides. RefSeq lists its product as uncharacterized. The transcript has a single exon. Lineage: Eukaryota; Fungi; Ascomycota; Sordariomycetes; Hypocreales; Cordycipitaceae. Bases 1 to 1500 code for a protein of 499 amino acids. The record is from RefSeq and is a predicted model, not a curated record.
AUGGAGCGUAUGGGCGAAAAGGACAUUGUGACGGUCCCUGAAAUCGUGGCAGUGCAACAGCCCGAUGCCGCCUCCGACAUGGACAUGGAGGAGCUAGGCUCACACCACCACCACACGCAACAACAGCAACCACAGCCUUCUUCUUCUUCUUCUUCUCCAACGCCUCCUUCUCCUCCUGCCCUCCCCAAAGAACACGACGCUUCCGAAAAUGCGUCUGGCAUCACAGAAAUCGGCUACCAGCACCGCAUCCGCCUGGCCAAGAACCAGGCUACCGGCGCAUACGCUCCCGUCCUCGAGGAGCGCUUCCGCAACAACCUCCGCCUCGCCGUCGGCUUCCUCGAGCUCGCCAACGCCGGCGACUUUGCCGCCAAUGUCUGGAAUGACAUCCCAGUCCCCGUCUACGCCAUGGUCCUCAUGGCCAUUGGUGCCACGGGAGCCGGCAUCCUCUCCGUCUUUGCGUUUGACGACGCCCGCUACGCAUGGCGCAACGUUGUCUUCCUGCGCCGCCAGCGCGCCCAGCUGAAGGAGAGCCUGGAACGCCGCGAGGCCCAGGGCCACAGCAGUCGCGAUGUCAGGGUCCUGCUCGAGCUCAACCUGCGCGAGCUCGGCUGCGAGACGGUCAACCGCUUCGGCAUGGACGUCCUCAUGGGCUUUGGCGCCGUGCUCAUAUGCAUCGGCACCUACAUGGCCAUCGGAGGCGCCAACAGGAAGGUCUGGCUGACUAGUAACAUCUUGUCCGGCUACCUCGGAAACGCCCCGAUUGCGCUCUAUGGUCUUGUCAACUCGGGCUGGGCCACCUACCUGUCCGUCAAGACUGAGGGACAUGUCAAGGCCACCGCCCGCGCCUUGCCCGGCUCGCUCGACUACAGGCUCGUCAGGCAACGCGCCAAAAAGCUACAGCUUUACUGCGGCAUUAACGGCACCAUCACCCUCGUGGGAGGCGUUGCCUCCAUGCUGACGGCGACGCAAUGGUGGGCCUACGUCAUCCUCAUCCCCGUCAUCAUCCUCUCCCCCACCUGCAACUGGUUCUGGCGGACGCGACUGGGCUACAGCCACGACGACAUGCGCCAGAUGCCCGACAUGGACGUCGACAAGCUCUCCAAAGUCCUGCGCUUCGCCGCCGAGGCACGAACUGGCAUCGCGCGCAACGCCGAAGUCGCCGAGAAGGACCUGGUGCGACAGGCCGCCACCCUGCCCCAGGCGCUCGACCUCAUCGACACGUCGGGCCUGCUCGAGGCCUUUUGCAUCCGGGUCGUCUCCGACAGCCGCCUCUGCUACGCCCUAUGCGACCCCGGCGCCGAGCACAUAGAAAUUUCGCUGGCCGACAUUGCUGCCCUCCCCGACGCCCUCCACCCCGCCUUGCUGGAAGCCGCGCACGACUGUCUGCGCUCUGCAGGCGUGCGUCGCUUUGCCCACCUCGAGCGCUUCAGCGCCGAGCUGCUCGGCAUCUAUCUUCACCAAUCUCAAGUAUCCGCCGAUCCGGAAUCUGCACGGAAAUAA